AUGAAAGAAGAAUUGGCAGCUCUGCAUAGGAAUCAAACAUGGAUAGUAGUUGAUCCUCCUUAUAGAAGCAUUAUGAUUGGAUGUCGCUGGGUAUAUGCAAUCUUGAAGCAUCCCAAUGGCACUAUUCUUGAAUACAAAGCAAGAUUAGUUAUCAAAGAAUUUCAUCAAAAAGAGAGAAUUGAUUAUGAUCAAGUAUUUACACUAGUGAUAAAAUUAGCAACAAUCAGAAUUAUUCUCACCAUUGCUAUUACAAGAUCAUGGCCAAUUUGUCAAUUCGAUUUCAACAAUGCUUUUCUUAAUGGUGAACUUCAAGAGACUGUCUAUAUGCAACAACCACCUGCCUUUCCUCAAGAUUCGGAUUAG
Molecule: messenger RNA, 363 nt
Organism: Arachis stenosperma
Lineage: Eukaryota; Viridiplantae; Streptophyta; Magnoliopsida; Fabales; Fabaceae
Exons: 2
Coding region: 1-363 (120 amino acids)
Source: RefSeq, a predicted model, not a curated record